ACGAUAAACCCUAACCGCCAUUAUCUUUAUCCACUGAUAUAACAAUGACGUCAUCAGCUUCUUCUCCCCUCAAAACCAAAAUCUCAAAGUCCACUCUCAGGAAAAAAAAAAAGAUAACAUCUCCUUUCAUGAAAAGCUGACUUUAAUGACUUCGUCUCGCCGUCUUCUUCCUCUCGGAGCAUCGCUCACUAGAGGAUCAUUUGCUACAGAUCAAAUCCGAAAUGGAUUUCUAACAAGUUUCCGAGGAUUCGCCACCGUUACUUCGUCGGAGUCGGAGGCGGCGUUAGCCAAUCUCGAAGCGAAAUAUGCCGUCGCUUUGCCGGAAUGUUCUACUUUAGAUGAGGAGAUCACGAAGAUCCGGCGCGAAUUCGAGCUGGCGAAACAGAGGUUUCUUAAUAUCCCUGAAGCAAUUAAUAGUAUGCCUAAGAUGAAUCCUCAAGGGAUAUAUGUUAAUAAGAAUCUGAGAUUGGAUAAUAUACAAGUUUAUGGAUUUGAUUAUGAUUACACUUUGGCACACUACUCAUCUCACUUGCAGAGCUUGAUCUAUGAUCUUGCCAAGCAGCAUAUGGUUAAUGAGGUAGUAGAAUCUCUUAUUCUUAUGGCAGUUUCUUUUAACCCAAACUGUUUUUUUUUUUUUUUGAGUAUUGUUUUCAGAAUUACUUGUUCUUUGUUCUUGCAGUUUAGAUAUCCUGAUGCUUGCUUCCAGUUCAAGUAUGAUCCGACUUUUCCCAUCCGAGGUUUGUACUAUGAUAAACAAAAAGGUUGCCUCAUGAAAUUGGAUUUCUUUGGUUCUAUUGAGCCAGACGGGUGUUAUUUCGGUCGUCGUAAGCUUAGUAGGAAGGAAAUAGAGAGUAUGUAUGGAACACGACACAUUGGUCGUGAUCAAGCGAGAGGUCUGGUGGGAUUGAUGGAUUUCUUCUGUUUCAGCGAGGCCUGUCUAAUUGCAGACAUGGUUCAAUAUUUUGUUGACGCCAAACUUGAGUUUGAUGCCUCUAACAUCUACAAUGAUGUCAAUCGUGCUAUUCAACAUGUCCAUAGAAGUGGAUUGGUUCAUAGAGGGAUUCUUGCUGAUCCUAACAGAUAUUUGCUAAAAAAUGGUCAGCUUCUACGUUUCCUUAGAAUGCUGAAAGAUAAAGGAAAGAAGCUUUUUUUGCUGACCAACUCUCCGUAUCAUUUUGUUGAUGGUGGAAUGCGCUAUCUGAUGGAGGACUCUUUUGGCCUCAGAGAUUCCUGGCGAGAGCUCUUUGAUGUUGUGAUUGCUAAAGCAAACAAACCAGAAUUUUACACAUCUGAGCACCCUUUCCGUUGUUACGAUUCUGAGAGGGAUAAUUUGGCGUUUACAAAAGUGGAUGCAUUUGACCCGAAGAAAGUUUACUACCAUGGCUGUCUAAAAUCCUUCCUUCAAAUCACAAAGUGGCAUGGCCCUGAGGUUAUUUAUUUCGGAGAUCACUUAUUUAGUGAUCUAAGAGGGCCUUCAAAAGCUGGUUGGCGAACUGCUGCGAUAAUUCAUGAGCUCGAGCGAGAGAUACAGAUACAAAAUGGUGAUAGCUACCGGUUUGAGCAGGCAAAAUUCCAUAUUAUCCAAGAGUUACUCGGUAGAUUUCACGCGACUGUAUCAGACACUCAUAGAAGCGAAGCAUGCCAAUCUCUUUUGGAUGAGCUGAACAAUGCAAGACAGAGAGCACGAGACACAAUGAAACAAAUGUUUAACAGAUCGUUCGGAGCUACAUUUGUCACAGACACUGGUCAAGAAUCAGCAUUCUCCUAUCACAUCCACCAAUACGCAGACGUUUACACCAGUAAACCUGAGAAUUUUCUGUUAUACCGACCUGAAGCUUGGCUUCACGUUCCUUAUGAUAUCAAGAUCAUGCCACAUCAUGUGAAGGUGGCUUCAAACCUUUUCGGAACCUGAGAUGGGUUUUGUUCCUAUAAGAACUGAUAUCAUUUUGCGAUACAUGGUAAUCUUUCUUGUGUCGGAAGUUUGAUCCGAAGAAGAAAGCAAGCAGCUUUUAGGGUUUCAGAUUGCCAGAGGACAACAAGAAGGUUUACAAAUCAAUCUCAGAUUAUUGCUGCUGAUGAUGAUACUUUUGGGCCAAAUCAAUGUUAGAUCAUUCAUUUGCAUAACUUUGAUGUGGCUUUCACUUAAAAAUAAAGGAUGUUACAACUAUCGAUUAAUAUUUUCUGGUGCUUUA
Molecule: messenger RNA, 2192 nt
Organism: Camelina sativa (false flax)
Lineage: Eukaryota; Viridiplantae; Streptophyta; Magnoliopsida; Brassicales; Brassicaceae
Molecular function (GO): 5'-nucleotidase activity
Source: RefSeq, a predicted model, not a curated record